UUUCCACAUAUUUCUUUAUUAAUAUUUGUUACCGCCGCCAUGAACGAUUCAGAUCUUUUUGAUCCUGAAUUUGAUUUAGCUCUUAUUGAAGGACAAGUGAAUAUGGAUACAGCUACGAUUAACAAAAAGGACAAUGUUUAUGAUGACUUUGACGAUGAUUUUGAUCUUGAGGAAUUAGUAGAAGUAACAGCUACAGUUGAACAACAGCACGCAGCAACAAAUAAGAGACAAAUUAGUUUCUUAUCUAUUGAUGAGAAUGACCCAGAGCCACCGCCUCCAUUAUUACCAGAUACUACAAAUUGCUUUCAUCCCUUUGAUCCAGAGCAACUACGUACUUGGAUCUAUCCCAUUAAUUAUCCCAUUCGUGCCUAUCAACUUAAUAUCGUCCGUAAAGCUCUCUUCCAAAAUACAUUAGUUGCAUUACCCACAGGCCUAGGAAAGACUUUUAUCGCUGCUGUCAUUAUGUAUAACUAUUGGCGGUGGUUUCCUAAUUCUAAAAUUAUCUUUAUGGCCCCCACACGUCCGCUUGUUAUGCAGCAGAUCGAAGCCUGCUUUACCAUUUGUGGUUUACCUCAACAAGAUACUGUGGAUAUUACAGGCAGCACAACACCUGCAAAGCGUCGUGGUCUUUGGCAAUCCAAACGUGUCUUCUUUGCAACACCACAAACAGUUCAGAAAGAUCUUGAGACAUCCAGUUGUCCUGCAGACAAGAUAUGCUGUAUCGUUGUAGAUGAAGCCCAUCGUGCUACAGGCAAUUAUGCUUAUUCAGAGGUUGUUCGUAGGAUCACUAAAAAAAAUUCAGAGUUCCGUAUUUUAGCUUUAUCUGCUACACCAGGUUCUAAUUUGGAUGCUGUUCAAUCUGUUAUCACUAACUUACAUAUUACCAAUAUCCAAAUUCGUACUGAAGAUUCUAUGGAUAUUCGGGAGUUUUCAUACGGUAAACAAAUCAAACAUGUUGUUGUGAGACUUAACUAUACAGAAGGAUCAACAGGUCGUCUUCCUCGUAUCAUUCACGAUUUUCGAAAUAAGGUCUUUUUACCACUUCUCCAAGAUCUUGCUAAGCGCCCUACUUCAGUUGUUGCUGACGUUGAUCGUGCUUCACCGUUCAGACUAAGAUCUGCUCGGCUACAUUUUCAAGCGACAGCCAAUAACUUUCGUAAUGAAUUUAAAUUUGCUGUGACUUCAUUAUUUUUAGUAGCUGAGUCUGCAGCACGCGCACAUGAAUUAUUGUGUCAACAUGGUGUUGUACCAUUUGUUGAUUGUAUUGAGUCCAUCUUUAAGGAAUACCAAGAGACUCUUGAUUCAGGCAAGAGGCUUAAUAAGGCACAGCAAGCAUUUUAUCAUCAUCCAGUUUUAAAUGCCAUGAUAUCCAAUUUAAAACAGGACAUUAAACAUAAUCCUGAUUUUGUGGGUCACCCAAAGCUGGACCGUUUAGUAGGGAUUUUAUUGGAGCAUUUUAGUAGUGUUCCCGAAGGACAGCAAUCAAAAGUGAUGAUAUUUUCAAGUUUUCGUAGCUCAGUACACGAUAUUUGUCAUAUCUUAGAUCGUCAUCGUCCGUUAAUUCGAAGUACAUUUUUUGUUGGGCAAUCGUCUGAUAAACAUGGUGUCAAAGGCCUAAGACAAACGGAGCAACAGGAUGUUAUUCAAAAAUUUAAAAAAGAUGAAUAUAAUGUCCUUGUAUCUACCAGUAUUGGUGAGGAAGGUUUAGAUAUUGGUGAAAUUGAUUUAAUUGUUUGCUUUGAUUCUCAAACAUCACCUAUUCGAAUGCUACAAAGAAUGGGAAGAACAGGUCGUAAGAGAAGAGGAAAAUGUAUCUUACUUAUGACCGAAUCUGAGGAAACCAAGUUUGCUCAAGCCAAACAAACAUAUGAAAAAAUCCAACAAUUAGUAGCCCGUGGCGAUCUCUUAAAAUACUAUCACCCCAAUCCUACUGUUAUACCUGCCAACUACAAGCCUACUCUUUGUCGAAAAAAACUCACUGUUGGCACCUAUCAGCCCAAAAUAACUACGACCCGAAAACGUAAAUUCCAAGAAGAGACUAACUUUACGUCAAACGGCUUUUUAAAACCCGAUGCUCAGCAGUUGUUUUUGCAAGAAUUAGGCGCAACAACUUUAUCGCAGGCCAUAGAACGUCACUGGCCUAUACAUAAGACAAUAAAAAGUCUUAGCAAGUAUGUACCCUUACAAAGUCGUUUACAAAACACAUCCCGUGUUGGUCAUUCACGACGUACAUUACAAUUUACACAGGCGGUACAGAGAAUGGAACAUCUUAUUCUACAUCCAGAAGAAAAAUCAAAAUUGUCUAUAUCAUUUACUCAACCAAUAUCUUUGAGUUCCUCAUCAAGACCGAUCCAGCAGAAGUUGAUAUUGCCUUCUAAGAAGAAUAAGAAACAGAAAACUCAUCAUGUAAAUGAAUCAGAAGAUGAUGAUCUUACUGAUUUUAUUGAAAAUAAUCCAAGUGCCGUAGAUCAAUUCAUAGAUAACCAAACGUUAUAUUUACCUACUAAGAGAAAAUUGGAGGAUGAUGGGUUAGAUCAGAAAUCCAAUAAAAAGCAUGAUAAGGGUAAAUCUAAAGAAAUUUUACCCUUGGAACAAGUACAACCUAAUGAAGUGGAUUUUUUUGACCCUACUACCUUUGAUUUUCCAAGUUCGCCCUCUUGGGAUCCUAUUUUACCGGAUAGUGUUUAUGAAAAUUUAGAAAACAAUCAACUAAAUUUUGAAGAAAUAAAUGUUAAAACUAUACCCCCAUUAUCGGAGGAAGCUGGUACUUCUACCUAUAUUACCCCUCAACAGUCUACUACUACUACUACUACUAUAAUGAGUCCUAAUAAUAAUAAUCAUUUUGACAGGGCUGCUAAAGAUAUACCCUUAGAAUCCAAAAAAGAUACUAACCAUUCACAACUACCACCAUUACCACCACCACCACCACAACAACAACAACAACAAUCACAACAACAACAAAUGUCUAUUGAUAUGUUAGAUAGCAUUGACUUUGAUGAUGAUUUUUUCUCAGAAGAUGAGGCCCUACUAGUUCAAGCUGAGACAAUACUUACUUCUUUUAAUCAUCCAAUUUUGCCUAUUUAUCCAUUUGAGAAGAAUUUAGUGGAGCCAAGUGAAGAGAUAAUGAACGUUAUAUUUACCGCAGUGGAUCCUCCUGAGUUUACUAAAGAUGCUCUACUCUUGUUUCAAGAGCGACAAAUGGAGGUUCAGGCCAUGACAGGACACCAAGUUGCGAUGAAAUUAUUAAACCACCCAUUACCAAAGCCUCUAUCAUAUAAUUCAAGACUCACAACCACACGCCCAAAGAGCCCUUUACAGAACGAGAUUACAGCAGAUCUAAUGAAUAAUGAUAGUGAUGAUGAUUUUGAAUUCAGUGAUGGAAUCUUUGCUUAUUUACUUGAAAACAAGCUCUCAGAAGAUGGAGAAGUAGCAGUAAUCCAACAGGAAUUUCCAGAGUUUUUUUUUGAAAAGGUAUCCAAUGAUAGCAAUAUGCAAUCUAAUCAUAAAGCAAAUCCAAAAUCUGAAGCUUUGAACAACCAUUCCUCGUCUAAUGUAACUAAUAAUAAUGAGGUUACAAAGACUGAGCAACAAGCUGUACAAGAAGAAGAACAGGAAGAAAUAUUUGAGUUUAAUUUUGAUGAUUCUUUUUUUAAUGAAGAAGAUAGUCAACCUCCUGUUGAAGAGAAGGAUGAAAAGUCAGCAUCAUCUGUUCAACAGCAAAUAGGAAACCAAACAAAAUCAUCUAGUAGUCAACAUGAAGAUGAAUAUCAAGUUACACAUAUUGAACUAAAAAAUGUAACUUCUUCUCAAACGAAAGACAUGACAGAAGAAGAACAAAAUAAUGGUCUCCUAGACCAAUUAGCCAAAGGCCUUUAUUCUCCUUCUCCUUUGCGUAAUAAUAGAUAUCAAAGUAGUGAAAAUGAUGACUCUUCUCCAUUAAUCGGUAGACGUAGAAGGCUAGCGAAGAGGCCAAUCAUAUUUGUAGAACAAGAAGAUGAAGACAUUAAUGGCAACAAACAACAUCAGGCCAAAAAACGUCUUGUAAGAAAAAUAAACUCUGAUGACGAUGAUGACGACGAUGACGAUGAUAGUAUUGCAUAUAUAUCACCCUUAAGGAUUCCUAAACAAGGCAAAAGAAAAGUUAUAUUGGGUAAUAACCCGUUUAUUGAUGAUGAAGCUGAAAGAAGUAGUGAUGGAGGGCACACAACAACAACAGCAACAGAUGAUUUAGAAGAAAGAUCCACAUCAAUGUUAAAUUCCUUUAUUGAUGAUCAUCCUACACAACAGCCAAUGAGUAAUAUAUAUGCUCAAAGUUUAUUGCAAGAAAGCAGUCAGCAAGCAAACAGAAAGCAUUGGAUGGACAAGUUCGAUGUUAAUAAAUGGCUCCAAGUAAAUGAGGAAGAUAGUAUUGUUGGUACUGAAGAGUCAGAAGAGGAUCUCGAGAGUAUACAGGAUUUCUCUUCUGAUCUUUUAAUACAGGGACUAAGACAAGAAAUUUAUACAACAAAUGAUAAUGAUGAUGAUUUUAUGUAAAUAAUAAUAUAUAAGAAGAAAAUAAAAAAUAAACAAUUAUUAUUUUUUGUAAAUA
This is a messenger RNA of Cokeromyces recurvatus, 4588 nucleotides long. RefSeq lists its product as uncharacterized. Gene Ontology annotation, biological process: interstrand cross-link repair; double-strand break repair via synthesis-dependent strand annealing; replication fork reversal. NCBI's taxonomy places the organism in Eukaryota, Fungi, Mucoromycota, Mucoromycetes, Mucorales, Mucoraceae. Gene Ontology annotation, molecular function: four-way junction DNA binding; four-way junction helicase activity; 3'-5' DNA helicase activity. The record is from RefSeq and is a predicted model, not a curated record. Bases 40 to 4533 code for a protein of 1497 amino acids. The transcript is spliced from 3 exons.